Messenger RNA from Nerophis lumbriciformis (worm pipefish), 1425 nucleotides. RefSeq lists its product as uncharacterized. The record is from RefSeq and is a predicted model, not a curated record. NCBI's taxonomy places the organism in Eukaryota, Metazoa, Chordata, Actinopteri, Syngnathiformes, Syngnathidae. Gene Ontology annotation, biological process: regulation of cell differentiation. Gene Ontology annotation, cellular component: membrane.
AUCGGCUGUUCUGGCCUUUCAUUUGAGUUUGUGUACUUUGGACCCGAGCAGCCAUGAACACAGCCGGUGGCGUUCAUCAAGGCUACCUCAGGAAAUACGGGGGCUUCAUGUUGAAGCAGUGGAAGGACAAGUACGUGGUUCUCACCGUGGAAGGAAGUCUGCUGGUGUGCCGCCAUGCCCAGUCUCCGCCCGACCAGGUGGUGGAGCUGCAGAGCCACUGCGAGUCCGUGGUGGAGGGCCGCGAGAUCCUGGACCUGCCCCGGCUUCCCGCGGGGGCCCGCAGGGACUGCUGCUUCGCCCUGGUCCUGCAGAGCAGCAAGUUCCUGCUGCUGCUCACCGACAACCCCGACGACUGCACGCUGUGGCUGAAGCUGCUCAGGAAGGUCCGAGAGGGCGUCAUGUCGCCUGCCGGCCUGCAGAGGCAGUGCAGCGUCACCCGCUGCUUCAGCGACAGAGACCCCCCGCCCGACUCCCCCGGCGACAAGGACCCCCCCGGCUCGCCCAGGGUCAGUGAGGGCACGCCGCCGUCCGCUCACGUCUCCGAACGCGGCGGCUCCUUCAGAGACGGAGGCGGAGUGCGGCGGUCUCUGCGCGGCGUGCCCGUGGCGCCCCCUCACCGCGUGUCGGACUGCCUUCGCCACGGCAACAGCAGCGACGCCCGGGCGGUGAGGGCGGUGUGUCUGCUGAUGGGGGGAGCGGCGGCCUCCUCCGCCCUGGGCUACCUCCAGUCCUGCUCGCCGCCCUCCCCGCUGGCCGGCCGAGCGCCAGAGUUGGUGCACGAAUCGGGCGUCUUCUCCGAGGCGGCGGCGGGGGGGUCGUGCCACGCCUGCGGCCAGGACGCCGACACCCACACGGACUUCAACAGCUUCGACUUUGAGGGCGACUCCGACUUUGACUUCGACUGCGGGGGCUUCGCCUUUUAAAGAAGGGGGCUGCACCUUGAAGAUGAAGAUGCUUCUUCCUGGCCAGGUGCUAACCCUCCUCACAGUCCCAUGGCUUGGUUGUCACAUUUCUUCCUCCACAAUAAUACACGUUGGAACCUCAAAAAAAUGAACAUUUACUUUGGUUUUUGCAGGUCUUUUUUACUGUCUUCGCUUUUAUUUUGACGGUACAAUUCUGGCGAUGGAAGUUCCAGUUUUGUUCUGUAAAAUCUACUUUCAUUUUUACAAUGCACUAUUUUUAUUGGAAAAACUCGAGCAUGGUUAUUUUUACAGUAAAUGUAGUUUUAAGCUGCCAGUUGUUGUUUUUUUUUACUGUGGCGACUUAUUUUACGGUCAAAUGUUUCAGUGUGAAAUAUAAAUUGAGAGGGAGGAACAAACACUUGAAGAAAUAAAUUGAAAUGUACAAAUGAAUGUUCCAUGUGAUCAAAAGUGACAACCAAGCCCACAAAGACUUUUUAUUCUCGUAUUACUUUGACACUUACAU